ACAGGUGUUGAGUUAUAGCGCCCAUCAACAAAGUUAAAUCUGAGCAAUAAAACGGACAUUUCUUUAUCAGUUUACGUUUUAACUGGAUGCUUAGUGCUACUCGUGCACCAUAGUUUGUUCUGAAACAUGUCAGCUGAUAAGAAAAGAAAGAAUUCUGCUACGAAGAAGAAAGAAAUGGCUGCUGACACGGAGAUGACAGCUAACUCUGCUGCUGCCUGCAACGUUUUAAUUGACAGUUGUCACGACUACUAUGGGCCUGAAGAGAAGAUGGAAUUUUCGAUGUUGUCAGUAGAAGAUUUCCCCUCGCUUCCUUCUACUCCUCUGAAGCCUCCCUCCAAAAAAGGCCGUGGUGAGUCCGCUGACGACAUUAUCACGAAACUUUCUAAGCUAAUCAACAUGAGGUCUGAUAAACUGGAGUCAAUGGUUGCGGCGAAUACUUCUCACAUUGCUGGUUUGAAAGAAAAGCUUAACUCCGUAUGUGAAGAUGUGAAUGAGGUGAAGACCAAAGUUUCCCAGGUCGAGUCUUCGCUUUUGAAGGAGAGUAAUCGAAUCGGCGUCUUGGAGUCACGCAUCACUGAAUUGGAACGGUACUCUAGACGCUGGAAUUUGAAAUUACACGGCGUGCCAGAAAACAUGGAUGAGAAAAAUGUGAGGAAAGAAGUGAUUCGCAUCUGUCAGAAAUUACUGCCAGAACACAGUGAUCGUCUUCCGGAUGUGAUUGACACAGUGCAUCGCGUUGGUAUGAAGAAAGUGAAUUCUGCCCACGGUAUAAUCAUUCAGUUCUCCUCGCGUACACUCAGAGCAGCGGUAUGGGCGGCAGCCAAAAAUUCCGCAUUUCUACGGGAAAAUGGUCUGCGUUUCAGAGAGGAUCUCUGUAAGGCCGACAGAGAAAGCAGGUUGAAGUUGUGGCCGCUAGUAGAUGAGGCACGGAAAGCAGGGAAAAUUGCCUAUUUUGUAGCUGGUCGUGCCUUCGUGGAGAAAAAGGAGAUUUUUCCAUCAGGCUGAUUGAUCCAUUUUUUUGUUUCCUCCUGUUUAUAUAUGUGUGUACACACACAUAUAUGUGUGUUCUUGGCUUCUUUUUUGACCAGG
Messenger RNA from Sinocyclocheilus anshuiensis, 1089 nucleotides. RefSeq lists its product as uncharacterized. Bases 127 to 1005 code for a protein of 292 amino acids. The record is from RefSeq and is a predicted model, not a curated record. NCBI's taxonomy places the organism in Eukaryota, Metazoa, Chordata, Actinopteri, Cypriniformes, Cyprinidae. The transcript has a single exon.